Molecule: messenger RNA, 789 nt
Organism: Tribolium castaneum (red flour beetle)
Lineage: Eukaryota; Metazoa; Arthropoda; Insecta; Coleoptera; Tenebrionidae
Product: heat shock protein 23
Exons: 2
Coding region: 211-726 (171 amino acids)
Biological process (GO): response to heat; protein refolding
Cellular component (GO): cytoplasm; nucleus
Source: RefSeq, a predicted model, not a curated record
GUUAAAUACAAAAUCACUCAAGUAAAUCGAACUAAAACUAUGCGAGAAAACUUUAAAAUUAAUUGGUCGGGAAUUUCGGUCGCAUAGGAGUUUCUACUGUACUUUUCAAAUUGAAUUCUUGGACUAAUAUUUUUUUCAAUAGAGAAGCGUCCAAGUCGCGCACACCCACCCGGCGCAAUUUGGCGUUUUCCCAGCAACACGAGUGUCAAAAUGUCUCUUUUACUGUUUGGUGACCCUUUCGAGAGCCCCCGGCACCCCUACGGCCGCCUUUUGGACCGUUAUUUCGCCUCUCUGCUCAAUUUCGACGAUUUUCUGCCGCUGGAAACUGAAACGCGUGGACAUCUCCGCCAGCGCUUCCAAGCCCCAGAGUCUGACGUACGUCUUAAUAAAGAAAAAUUUCAGGCUUGCCUCGACGUUCAGCAAUUCAAGCCGGAGGAACUCACGGUCAAAGUAUCGGAUAAUGUGGUGACGGUCGAAGGCAAGCACGAGGAAAAAGAGGAUGAACAUGGAUUUAUUUCGAGGCAUUUUGUGAGAAGGUACGUCAUUCCGGAAGGGCAUGAUUUGGGAAAAAUUGAGUCGAGACUGUCCUCGGACGGGGUUUUGUCCAUUACGGCCCCCAGGAUUACGGAAGGGGGACAGGCAAGCAGGAAUAUUCCGGUCAUUCGGACCGGACAGCCUUCGCAACACGUUGAAUAUGAUAAACAAGAAGACAAGACGGAGGAAUAAAUUCAACUUAAUUUUUUUCCAAAUGUAUACUUUUUAUUUUGUUGAAUAAAUGAAUUAGAGAUA